AUGUUUCAUCGUCAGUGUUCUUCUUCCUCUUCUCCAACAACAACAACUCAAAACAGUUUCUUGCAAUUUCACCCUUGCAAAAGUUCUUCUGAAGAUGCUUCUUCUCAACAACAAGAUGCUUCUCCUUCCAAUCAUCAUUCCGAAUUGGACACCAUGUUGUGGAGACCUUCUCUGAACUCGAUGCAAAACUCGGUCAUGUAUGCCUUUGCAAAAUACAUUAUGAAACAAUAUCGGACUCUCUUUCUCGACCAACAAUUACCACUGCCAGCGUUUAUGCAAGUUCGAAUGGAACAUGACCCUGUUCUAUUCAAUUACUUGUUUCAUCAGUGGUCCAUCAGUGAUGAUCGUUUUUGGGGUUUGUUAUGGCGUUUUUUGAAUAUUAAGGCUUCGAAGGAAUUUUCACACGUCUUGGUGAGACCUUCCAUGGCCUAUGAAAGUGAAGAAAAGAACUCUCAUUCCAUUCAUGAAAAGAAGGGAUCAUGUUCGAAUGGAGUGAAUGGCGCGGUCCAGUUCACUCUCGAUUCAAAGGAUGUUGACAACAAAGAACCAUUGGGUAAGAUUUCAUUUCAUUCCACUUCCAAUCAUGACUUGUCCACUUCCUCCAAUCCAGUUCACGAAGAAUCAAUCUUUUCCAAACAUCCCUUUUUAGGAUGUAAAUUCUUUGUGGGUGCCAAAACCAAUUAUGCACAAAAUUUAUUAUGCAAAUGUUUAGAUCCAAACUUUGAAAACUCAGUGGCUUUGGUCUCUCUUGGAGAACAAGGUGUCAAGGGAGUGAAAGUUGAAAGGAGAGAAAUCACAUAUGGACAAUUAUGGAAUCAAGUUUCAAUUCUUGCUCAUUAUUUGAAAACAGAGUUGGGUGUGAAAAAGAUGGAUCGUUGUGUGGCUCUCCUUCCAAAUUCGAUUGAGGCAAUUGUUGCCUUGUUGGCUGUGACUAGUUUGGGAGCUAUAUGGUCAAGUGUGAGCCCAGACAAUGGAAAACGAAUUGUUUAUGAAAGAUUUAAACAUAUAGAGCCAGUUCUCAUGUUCACAUGUGAUCAUUACACAUUUAAUGGGAAAGUUUUUUCCACCUCCGAAAGUAGUGAAUUUUUAGUGAAGAAUUUACCAAGUUUGAAAACUGUGGUCAAGGUCAAAUUUUUGGAAUUCACCACCAAUGAAAAGAAUUUGGAGAUUAUCAAGUGUGGUGUUGGUCACAUGUCUUCAGAGAUGAUCACAGACGAAGAGAAACAACAUCGUCAACCAGUGCGAACCGUCGACUACAAGAAGGAAAUUAUGAGACCUUACGAAAUGUCACAACAGCAUGACAAUUAUUGUCGACCAACUCCACAUCUCGAAUUCGAGCAAGUGAGUGUCGAUCAUCCCAUUCAUAUUGUCUACACAAGUGGUAGCACAGGAGCACCUAAAUGCAUUUCUCAAGGAUUUGGUGUUUUGAUUAAUCACAUCAAAGAGACCCAUUUGCAUUGUGAUAUUACUGAAAAAGAUACAGUUUUUGUGUACUCGACUUGUGGUUGGAUGAUGUGGAACUGGCUUGUCUCUUGUUUAUAUACUGGAUGUAAAAUCAUUUUGUAUGAUGGAAGUCCAAUGUAUCCAAAUGUUCUCAGUAUGUGGAAAUUGAUCGAACAAGAAAAGAUUACUGUCUUUGGAACUAGUUCAAGAUAUUUAUCACUUAUGGCCACUCAUAAAGUGGAUUUAUUGAAAAAAACACCUCUCAAUUUGUCCCAUUUGAGGCUUGUGAAUACUACUGGAUCACCAUUGGCACCAAGUAUGGCAAUUUAUUUGUAUUCUCAUAUGAUACCCAAUGUUCAACUCAGUUCGAUAUCAGGAGGAACAGAUUUGAAUGGAUGUUUUGUGUUGGGUUCUCCAUUCUUGCCCGUCUAUCCAGGAGAGUUACAAACUGCUGGCCUUGGUCUCAAUGUUCAAGUGUGGAAUGAAGAAGGUCAAAGAAUAUUUGGAAAGAAUGGUGAACUGGUGUGUUUGAAUCCCUUUCCAUCUGCACCGCUCUUUUUUUGGGGCGAUCAAACACCUCAGCGUUAUCAUGACAGUUAUUUUGCACAAUUUAAUGGUGUUUGGGCACAAGGAGAUUUGAGUGAACAAACGAAACGAUUUGGAUUUUAUAUCAUUGGACGAAGUGAUGCCACCUUAAAUCCUGGAGGUGUUCGAUUAGGAACAGGAUGUUAUUAUGACGUGUUACAGCAUGUCGAGGAAGUGGUAGAUUCUAUUGUGGUGGGUCAAAGACAAGUCGAUGGAAAUGAACGAGUGGUUUUGUUUGUUCAAUUACAACCAGAGUUAGAAUUGGAUGAAAAGAUUUGCGACAAGAUCAACAACACCGUCAGAACACACUUAUCUGCACGACACAAACCAAGCGUCAUUGUUCAAACCAGUGGAAUUCCUAUUAACACAAAUGGAAAGAAGAUGGAGAAGUUUGUAAAAAAGUUGGUGAAUCAGGACAAGGUACAACCUUCAGAAAGAAGUUCGUUGAAAAAUCCAGAAUGUGUCUCGUGUUUCAUUCCUUCAAACUGGAAGACAGCAAACAGUUCAACCCCAAUGAGAGCUUCCAAGUUGUAG
This is a messenger RNA of Naegleria fowleri, 2562 nucleotides long. RefSeq lists its product as uncharacterized. NCBI's taxonomy places the organism in Eukaryota, Heterolobosea, Eutetramitea, Acrasida, Naegleriidae. The record is from RefSeq and is a predicted model, not a curated record. The coding region runs from base 1 to 2562 and encodes 853 amino acids. The transcript is spliced from 2 exons. Gene Ontology annotation, cellular component: cytosol. Gene Ontology annotation, molecular function: acetoacetate-CoA ligase activity.